Molecule: messenger RNA, 7974 nt
Organism: Styela clava
Lineage: Eukaryota; Metazoa; Chordata; Ascidiacea; Stolidobranchia; Styelidae
Source: RefSeq, a predicted model, not a curated record
UCAGGUUUCAAAAUGAUCUUAUAGAAAUUGACUACAAAGACAUUUUGCCAUUUUUAUUAUGGCUCCCAAUAUUGAUUGGGCCACUGUUGGCACAGUGGCUCAAGGUAGUUCUACAGUGGAUGACGAGACAAUUGACAGGGUGGUUGAAGAUCUUCGUACAGUUAAAGAUGCAGAUUUUAAAAAUGAACCAGACAAGUUGAUCAUGCUUUUCAAAUCUGCUUUGAAUAUUCUUGAUCAUCGAGAGCAAGAAUAUGAAGCUUUACUCGAUGAACAAGUAAAAUCUGUUAAUGAUAAAGAUUCACAGAUUGAAGAAUUAAAAAGAAGGCUAGAGGAUGAACGAAGAUUUGGAUCGGGAGGUGCUGGUGGCCUCCGCGGCGACACGGAAUACAUUCGUGCGGAAAAUAGGAAUCUUGCUGAAUUGGUAGAAGGAUACAAAGAACAAGAAAGGGAACUUAGAAUUGAACUUGAAGAAAUGUCGAGAGAUAGAUAUACUUUUGAGCGAGAGAACAACGAAAUGAAGCAACAAGUUAAAGAUCUAAAACUGGAGAAUCAAGAAUUGAAAAGUGAUCUUCGUGACUUCCGUGAUAUUAUGGAGAAGCAACAUCGUGAACGUUUGGGUGUCAAAGGUCAUAUUGAUUCAGAAAUGAAAGACAAACUCACUGAGAAAAACAAUCAAAUAACAGAUUUACUCGAUCAAAUAACGGAAUUAGAAAAAGUAAACAAAGACUUGGAAUCCAAAAAUCAUGGAGUCAGAGAUGAAAUGGAAAGAGCUCAACAAGACAUGGAAAAGAUGGCCGACGAAUAUGAGAAAAUGAAACGUGUCAUAGAUGGAACAGAUCAGUACUCAGAAAAUAUUCAGAAGGAAAAUGCUGCAUACAAACUCCAGGUUGCUGAUCUUCGUGAACAAUUGAAAGGUAAAAAUGAAGAAGUUGAUGCAAUUGUUGAAACGGUCAAUACGAAAGUGGAAGAAUGGAAAAACAGAAUGACUGAAAAAGAUAGAUUACUGACGGAGAACGCAAGAACCAUUGCUGCUUUACAAGACCAAAUCAAUUCGGCAGCUCUGGAUCAAGAUAGAAUAAGAGCUGAACAAUUGACAAAGAAAUUAAAAGAAAAAGAAGAACAGAUCAAACAAUUACAGACAAGUUUAGAACAAGUUAUAAACGAUUUGGAUGCACAGACUGCUAUUGUGCAAGAUUUAAGAAAGGACUCUGGAACUAACAGAGAAAUUAUUGGAUAUAAAAAUCAAAUUAAAACGUUACAGAGUAAAAUUAAGCAAUUGGAAGAUUCAGUAGCGGAUGCUGAAACUCAUCGAUUAGCUGCUGAAGGAGAAGCUAGAGAUAAAGAUCAAAAAUUAAACGCAGCUUUGAAAAGAAUUGAUGAUAUUGAAUCAGGAGAAUAUGGACUUUCCGAAGCUGUUCAUGAAAUUAAAGAAUGUAAAAACCAAAUCAAAGUACGAGAUCAAAAUAUUGAAGAAUUAAUAAGACAAGUCAAUCAGCUGGAAGAAAAAUUGAACGAUAUUUUAGAAGAAAAUGAUGAAUUUCGUGAACGACUCGGUAUCAAUCCUCGAGAUCUUACAGACAUUGCAAAAAUGAGAAAAUCAAGAGCUUUGAGGCAGCAACAAUACAGAGCUGAGAAUCAAAUUCUUUUGAAAGAAAUUGAAAGACUUGAAGAUGAAAGAAUUGAAAUGAAACAUCAGAUACGAUCACAAGCUCAAACGUACAGUCAGAGAGCAGUUUCUGAAGGAUUGCAUCAAGAUGAUAUCGACACAAUUGAAGAAUUUAUUGAAGAGCUAAAACGAAAAAGAAAAAUUGGAAAACCGGUUCAAAGACCCAAGAAUGUUAGAUUUUCUGGAAGCUCAAUGCAGCAAGCUAAUUGGAAAAUGGAUGAACUAAAUAAACAAGCUGAUCAAGCUGAAACACAUUUACAAAUGUCUCAGGCUGAGAAUACAAGAUUGAAGCAGGAGAGGAAAUCAUUGCAAAAAGAAAAUGUUGAAAUGAAGAAUGCAAUGAAAGAAAUACUAGAAGCGAUCAAAAAUUCAAAAGAAGAUGGUACAAGUGGUAGCAUUGAGAUCCCAUCACUGGAAAGAUUAAUUAACGCAAUCGAAGUUCAAAACAUCCACGGAGAAUAUGAACCAGCACUUCAUAUGAAAGCACAGGUCGAUCAAUUGACUGGAAGAAAUGAAGAAUUACGACAAGAAUUAAGAUCUACAAGAGGAGACUUUGCUGCUGCUAGUGGGGAGAAAGCAAAUUACAAAUCACAAAAUGAAGUUCUCAAAGCUGAAGUUGCGACAUUGUCAAAAUUAGCAGAAGGAAAGGGCGGAAAAACAGUUAUCCAUACAAUACCACUACCUGAUAAUAUAGAACCUACAUAUGCAGAUAUUAUUACUGCACUGAAUGAACAACUGAUGCAGGUCAUGAAUGAUGUUGCGAAAAGAGACGAAAAGUUGAAAAAUGUCAACGAGUCGCUCGAACAAUCAAGAAGACAAUUUCAUUUACUUAGACAUCAGAAUCAUUUGGUUUAUAAAGAGCAUUUGGACGCCAAGAAGAAAUGGGAAAUUGAAAAUAAAAACAAAGAUGGUCAAAUUAGGAUACUUCAAGAACAAUCAGAUAAAGAUUCCGUCCGGGUGCAAGAACUUGAUAGAUUGCUGGAUUCUUUACAAAGAGAUCCCGAUACUGUAAAGCAAAGACUUGCGGAAACAACAAGAAAAAUUUCUCUUCUUCGUGUUAAUGAAAAAACUCUUAUCAGGCAUCAUAAGGCUCUCGAAUCAAGUGAAGAACAACUUCAUAUUGAAAAUAACAGGCUUCGAAAUGAAAUUUUAUUGAUGGAAAAGGCUGUUUCAGAAAGACUUGGUUAUUUGGAAAGAUAUAAAGAUAUGGCUGCAUAUAAAAUCGCUGCAUUGCAAAAGAACAUGGAUAGCUGUGUACCUGAGAUUGAACUUGAAAAUAUAAAUCGCAAGUAUGAUGAACUCACUGCAAAAUAUAGAGAUCUGUUGCAGAAAGAGAAUCAGUUUGUGGCUAAGAAUACAAAAGUAGAGACUUUGCAGGCCGAAAUCAAAAUACUAAAUGAAGAGAUUGAAUCUUUGAGGAAGGAACUUUCAAUAGAAAAAGAGAAGCGACAUACUCUUGGUGAAGCAUUACAAAGAGCUGAAGGUUUAUCAUCUCAAACAGGAUCGACGCGAGGCUCAAAAUCAAUGAGUAAAGACGCGAUUAAUUAUGAAAUAUCUGCAGUGAUGAAAAAGGUUACUGUACUUGAAAUGAAGGAAUUAAAUGAAAGACAAAGAGCAGAACACUCAACACGAAUGUUUAGUCAAAUCAAAUCUACAGUUGAUGCUUUGGAAAAUAGAAAUAUGGAAUUGGAACAUAAAUUUUCUGAGCUUACAAAAAUGAAUUUGACAAGUCAGAAAACAGAGAGAGAAUUACGGGAUGAACUUGCUGCUGCUGUACCAUUGUCUGUCAGUGAAGCAGAUCGAAAGAAAAUUUCUAAAUUAGAGGAAGAAUCUGCUAAAACAAGGGUACGAAUGUCACAAUUACAAGACAUGGCUGACAUCGCACAAAAUCAAUUAAAAACUCUUCAAUCUCAACAACAUGGCAGAGAAAGAGAAAUGAGAUCAUUGAGAGAACAAGUUAGAGAAUUUCAGAUUCAAAGUGAUGAUAAAUCAUUGAUUGGAAAGCUUCACAGACAAAUAGUCAACCUCCAAUCUGUUGAAGCAGAUCAAAAACUCAAAAUUGAAAAAAUCACAAUACAAGUUAGAAAACUUGAAGCACAUGUACUGAGACAAGAAAAGUUGAUUGAUGAAAAAGAAUUGAUGGUUUAUCAUGUCCGUACUGAAACGACAACUAGGAAUCGUCAGUUGAAGAAAACAAUACAAAGCUUACGUCAACAAUUUAGUGGGGCUUUACCUCUACAUCAGCAGGAGAAAUUCUCACAAUCUAUGAUAAGACUGCAAGAAGACAAAGCCAGAAUACAAGAUGAAUUGAAGAGAGUUAGAAAAGAGAGAGAAGGCCUAGAAGACAAACUCGCUGAAGCGGAAAUAAAGGAAGAAGGAUUAUUGGAAUUGAAGAAAACAAUCAAGGAUGGCAGAGGUGCACAAAAGUUGGAAGAAUGGUGCAAACGAAUGGAUGCAUUGAGAUUGCAAGAUCUGAAAUUACAAAGACAGGUUGUGAGACAAAAUGAAGAAAUAAAAUAUCUUGAGAAAACAGCAGCUCAACAUGAGAAGACAAUAGCGGCAAGAGAAGAAGAUAUUGUUGAAAUGUUGAGGAAUCAAGAAAAACAGCAGUUGGAAUGGGAACAGAGGGAAACACAACUGGAAAGAAUGUUGGAUGAUUUUGACAUGAAACGUAGAGAAGUGUCAAAAAAGGCCAAACGACUUGAAGAUAUUCCAUCUUUGAUACCUGACCCUACCUUACCACUUGAUAUCCAGCUGACAAGAGCAUUAAAGACAGUCUCGGAACAGACGACUAGGCAAAAAGAUUUAAUCAGUCAACUCAAGUUUCAUGAGAAUGAUAAUGACAGACUGAAAAACCGAGUACAAGUUCUGGAAGGAGAUUUAUUUACAAGAGAUAGAAUGAUAAAUGAUCUUCGAAUGAGAAUUCCUGAAGGAACUACAGCCAAUGAUGUCAGGAUUAUAAAAUCUGAAAUUGGUCUGGAGUCUGGUUUGUCUCAACAAUUACAUGUAGCCAAACAAACAAUUGAAACUUUGAAGAAGAGAUUGAAACAGAAAGAAGACAGCAUUGAAAGUUAUAAAAAACUACUCGAAGAGUCGAGAACAGAUCAUGAAUCAGCUGUAAAACAACAUGAGAAUCAAUUGUCUUCAAUGCAAAAAAGAAUUCAUUCAAAAGCUGAUGAGGCUUUCGGAAGAUUCCGUCAAGUUGCAUUGGAUGCUGUCGCUAAAAAAUCAAGCAAAGCUCCAACCUCGUCACAACUUGCUCGAUUAUCAGAAUUGGAAGAACUCGUUCAAGAGCAAGAUGUUGCUCUCACUGCUCUCAUGGAAAGAGUAAAAGCUGCAAAUGCUGAUAUCAGAAAACAUAAAGAAACAAUUGAGAGUGUGAGGAGACAUGCUGAAAGAGAGAGAAGCAAAAUAUUUGAUGAACAUGAGCAUAUUGUCAGAAAAUUAAAAGAUGAAAUUUCAAGUAAAGAAAGAAGUAUGGAUGAUUUGGAAAGAGAUGCUGCAAGAAUGAAAUUGGAAUUGCAACAAGAGAGAGAAUCUAAUACUCGAGCUCCAUCUGUAACGAUGAAGAAUCUUGUCGUAAGGUUGAGAUCACAACUUGAAGAAAAGGACGCCCAACAAAAGAAACUCAGUCAAGCCAUCACAGAACUACGAGCAGAUCUUGUUCAACAAGCUCAAGAAAAUGUUCGUGCUGCAAGUGAAGGUGUCAAUACAAAUGCUGCUAUGCAAGCUCUUGUGCAGAAAAGAACUGAAUCAUAUCGAGAUGAAGUUGAUGAACUGAAAGACAAACUUGCUCUUGUACAACGUGGAUUGAAACAAGAACGACAAAAACAAGAAAAAUUAAAAACAGAGUUAAAACAAAUACUUGAUGAAAUGGAAAAGAAAGACUUACAAAUGAAUAGGUUGAAAAACGAUAAACAAAAAUUAGAUCAAGAAAAUGAAAGAUUGAGAGACAAAGUACGAAGACUCGCAAAAACGGAUGAUAGACCUGGUAGCGGAAACAAAAUCAAAUUCACUAAUGCAGGGGCAACUUUUUCUGUUCCUAAUAAAAGUAAUCAUGAUAGUGAUGAAGAUGUUGACACAGAAUCUUCUGAUGACAAGGAUGACGUCCAGGAGGAAAUAGUACAGGAAGAUGUCAUUGUACCUCAAGAAGCUGGAAAAACAAAAUCUUCCGGUAAGCCACCAUCAUCCAAACUACCAAAAUCUACAGUUACCAUCAAGUUUGGUAGUGGUUCCGGUAUGGAAGAGAAAAAUAAUAAAAUUCGACAACUUGAAGAUGAAGUUAAAAAAUUGAAAGUAAAUUUGGAAAAAGCGCAAGCACCAAGCAAGAAUGAGGUUGAAUUAGCUAAGUGGGAGGCGAAAAAAUUAUGGCAAAAUAGAGUUGAUGCUUUGAGGACAAAGUUACAGGACAAAGAUAAAACAAUACAACAACUUGAAAAACAGAUCACGUCUUUACGAGACACAGUCUCAAGAUUGGAAAGAGAUAAAUUAAGAAGAGUCGGUGGAUCUGGUGCUCCUAUACAUGCUGUUGGACAAAAUAAUGAAUCUGCUGUAGUCGAUAGAUUAGCAAGACAAGACAGACAUAAAAUUGAAGAUUUGAGUCGUCGUUUACAUGAUUUGGCUGAAGAAAACAGUAAAUUAAAAAGGGAAAAUCAACUACCAAGAGAUAUUAUAGUUGCAGAAAUGGAAGCGAAAAAUAAAACACUGGCAGAGAGAUUAGAAGAUCUGGAAAAAGAAAUAACUAUGAAAGGAGUACGUCCUCAAGUCAGCAACUCCAUUGAUCAACUUCAACGUGAUAGAGAAAAUAAAUUCCAAAGUGAUUUACUCAAGCUUUAUGCUGAAAACGCAGAGCUCAAAUUUGAAGUUGAGCAGAGUAAAUUAGACAUUCCACGACUCAAGGAUCGAGUUGAAGACCAACAGCGAUAUAUUGAAUUACUGAAAGCAGAGAAGCGAGAAGCAGAAAUAAAAGCUGACAAAUCAAAGAUUGGACAACACAAAAAGCAGGGAAAAGAUCUCGGUUCCACUGGAAAAUCUCCAGCUGAAUUAGAAAGAAUGCUGGGAAUGAUGAAAAAAGUGGUUGAAAGAGUGCAACGAGAGAAUGAUACUCUGAAAAAAGCACCUGGUGUGGUAUCAAAUGAAAUAUUUGAUGCCACAAAGAAAGAAAAUGCUCAAUUGAAGCAACGAAUUGAUAUGAUGUCUCGACAAAUUGGAGGUCAACUAAGUUCAAGAUAUGAAAGCAAAACCCAGGGUGUCGAAAGGCUGAUGAAAGAAAAUGAACGAUUACGUAAAGAUUUGAAUAAAGAGAGUACUGCUCAUGAGAAGAUAAAGGCAUCAAAAGCCUCAUUGCAGUCCUUAUAUGAAAAACAACGUUCUGAGAUAGAAAAGUUGAAUGAAAAACUCAGAGUGGCUGAAAGUAAAACUCCUCGGGUUGCUGGUCUUGGAAGUAAAGGAUAUAAUUCAGUUGUCACAAACAAGAUGUUAGAGACCAAGUUGAAGAAAGCUGAACAAGAAUUAGGUGAUAAGAAGUCACAAAUCAAUGAUUUGAAAAUUGUUUUACAAGAUUCUGCGAAACGUGAAAAUGAACUUCAUGAUGAGAAUGAAAAACUGAAGGAACAGAUUGAAAUAUUAGAACGGUUUCCACCUGAAGCUGGAGGUUCAGAUGCAAAUACUGUGAGGGAGUUACAACAAGCAAGGGUAAAAAUUAAUGAAUUGGAAAAAGCAAACAAAGAUUUAGAAGAAAUGUUGCAAGUGUUGAGACGUCAUAUUGCUUCAUCAAAAGAAUUUAAUGAAGAUGAUAUUCUAGGAUCCAGUAUGGACAACGCGAUGUUAGCUAAAUUGAAGCAGUACGACUCUACACUUGAAAAAAAUACAAAACUUAACACGGAUUUGGUGCUUACUAAACAAGAGAGAGACAGAUUGAAAGAGGAAAUUUCACGUCUUGAGAAGGAACUUUCAAAUUUCAAUGACGACUUUUUUGAUGAAAUUGAAGAUUUAAAAUACAAUUAUGCAGAGGCUGUAAAACGUAACGUUUUGUAUGAGGAACAGCUUAGAAAUUUGUCAAAACAAUUUGGGGUACAAGUUGAUAUUCAGGAUGAUGAUGCAACAAAAUCAUGAAUUUUUGAAGCUUUAAAUUACCUCUUGCACUAGGACUAUAUAAAAUAUAUUACCAACUACCAACCUUCCUAAUAUUGAUAUGUUCUUUUCUGGAAUAUCUUUUAUGUUAUAGGAUUCCAAAGUUUGCUAGCUAUUUUUGUAUCAUUGUAAUCUGUUUAAAUAUUUAUUACAUUUAAUAAAAAAAAUAUUUUGUG